Fragaria vesca subsp. vesca is the source of this 1406-nucleotide messenger RNA. RefSeq lists its product as uncharacterized. NCBI's taxonomy places the organism in Eukaryota, Viridiplantae, Streptophyta, Magnoliopsida, Rosales, Rosaceae. The record is from RefSeq and is a predicted model, not a curated record. Bases 351 to 1406 code for a protein of 351 amino acids. The transcript has a single exon.
UUUCCCAUGCAACUUUCUUCAAUUCUUUUCGGUUUUCUAUUUGUUUAGGGAAGAAUUGGGGCAAAAGCAAAGGCUAAGAAACAAGUUCUAUCCCUAUGAGCUUGUGACCCCAUUCCAAAGAGAAGCAAAAAGGAGUGUCAGGAAAACGAUCAAACAGAUGUUAAAAGAGUGUAGAAGGGGGAAGAUGUUAAAGAGAAGAAACACUACAUUCAGUAAAGGCAGAAGUAAAGGAAAGCUGUCAAUCCCUCCCUCCUUUCUUUUAUAAACCAUCCUCAGAUCCAAACACAACUCUUAGACCAAAACACAACACAGAAACACAUAGUAGAAAGCAAAAUAUAGAAUCAACAAGAAUGAAGGGAAGAGAUGCCAAAGGAGCUCUUUCUGCAGAUUUACUGGUAUGUUUUCCUUCAAGGACCAGUUUAACCCUUAUGCCAAAAUCCAUUUGCAGCCCAGCAAGGUCCUUAGAAGCCAAAAAGCACCACAUCAAUCACAACCAGCAGCUCGUCAAGAGAGGCAGAACCAAAAGCUUUAGCCAGGGCAGUCCCAUGUUAUGGGCCAAAACCAAGGCAAUGGGCGCGGAGAUAUCCGAGCCUACGUCGCCAAAAGUCACAUGUGCCGGACAGAUCAAGGUCCGGCACAAGACUGGCUCGAUCAAAAGCUGGCAAUCAGUGAUGGAGGAGAUUGAGAGGAUUCACAAGAAUAAGAAGCACAAGAAGACGAAACCGAGUUGGGCCGAGGCUCUCGGGUUCAAGAAAGAUGUAAUGCACUUCCUGACGUGCUUGCGAAGAAUCCGAUUCGACUUCCGGUGUUUUGGGUCCUUCCCUCAAGCAGAUAUCACGUCUGACGAUGAAGACGAUGAUGAAGAAGAAGAGGAAGACAGAGAAGAAAACCAUGCGGGCGUUGAAGGAAGUGAAGGCACUGACGAAAAUUCCAGAACGGUUUUUUCGAAAUGGUAUAUGGUUUUACAGGAAAACCAGAGUGAUGGUUUUUGCAAACAAGAUAGAAUUCAGAGAGAUGAUAAGGCUAGUUUCGGGGACGAUGGAUCGACUUCUGAAGUACCCUCAGUUCCACCACCAAAUGCUCUGCUUCUAAUGAGGUGCAGGUCUGCUCCUGCAAAGAGCUGGUUAGAAGAGAAAGAAGAAGAAGAAGAAAACAAUGAUCAUGAAGAAAAAGAAGAGAAAGAAGAAUGCCAGGAAGCAAAUAUAUCUGAAAAACAAGAGAGAAAAGGCAAAAUUACUUUGAAGAGCUUAAUGGAUGAAGAAAAAAUGAAGAAGAUGAACGAGAACCUGGUGGUGAUGACAUACGGUUCUGAUUUGUACAACAUUUCAACUGAGAUUGCUAAGGAGACAUGGGUUGUUGGUGGAAUGAAAGAUCCGAUUUCGAGGAGUCGAAGUUGGAAGAGAUGA